This is a messenger RNA of Lottia gigantea (owl limpet), 534 nucleotides long. RefSeq lists its product as hypothetical. Gene Ontology annotation, biological process: cilium assembly. The annotation marks the transcript as partial. NCBI's taxonomy places the organism in Eukaryota, Metazoa, Mollusca, Gastropoda, Lottiidae. Gene Ontology annotation, cellular component: cilium. The transcript is spliced from 3 exons. The record is from RefSeq and is a predicted model, not a curated record.
GUAAGACUAGUAAACAGUUCAGUGUUAUUGGAUUUUUUGACAUUUGAUAAAAACUCUAACAAUGACUCUACGGAUUGUAUUUUGAUCAUGUUUUACGCACCAUGGUGUAAAUUUUGUGCCAGAACUGCUGCCCAGUUUAAUGCAUUAGGUCGAGCGUUUAUUCAGUUAGAUAUCUUGGCUGUUGAUGCUGUACAUUUUAGCAAUUUAAAUGCAAGAUUUGGGACAGUUGCAGUACCUAAUAUAAUGGUGUUUCAUUCUUCAAGAUCAGCUAUAAGAUUUAAUCAAACAGAGAGAUCAUUUGAUAAACUGGUAGAAUUUGUUAUGAAUGUAACAGGUUUAGAACCAAAUAAAUCAGUUGAAGUAGAAGAUAUAGACUAUAUAGGACCUGUAAGCUCUAUACCCACUAUAGAACCAGACUAUUUAUUAUGGUGUGCAUGGAUCUUUGUUAUUCUAUGUUCAUCUAAUAUGUUUAUCAAAAGUCAAUAUGGACAAAAUGCUAUUGAAAGAGUGAAAACAUUAUGGCAGGAACAUCAA